AUGCGCCACUGGGCGCCUCCCACUGCCUACGGCGUCCGGCCGCCACCGGCUCGAAGGGACUACACCGCUCCGCCGCCACCGAGGUAUGGGCAGGUAGAGAAUUUUGGGGGCAUGUUGACGGCAUUCGCUGUGGGUGCGGCAGCGGGGGUGCUCACUUGGCUCGAGCUGGCCAAUGUGGUUGACUACUUGGUGGACAAGAUCACCGACGUGGCCAAGAAGCUCAAGGAGCUUCUCGCCUCCGAUGACGAUGCCGAAGCCGCCGAAGAUGAAGGCGCCGAAGAUGCCUCCAAUGACGAUGCCGAAGACGCCGGAGAUGCCUACGACCUCGCCUUCGUGGAGCUUCUCGCCUCUGAUGACGACUCCGAAGCUGCCGAAGACAGAGACGCCAAAGAUGCCGAAGACGCCUCCGAAGACGCUGAAGACGAAGACACCGGAGAUGCCUACGACCUCGCCUUCGUGGAGGUUCUCGCCUCUGAUGACGACUCCGAAGCUGCCGAAGACAGAGACACCGAAGAUGCCGAAGACGCCUCCGAAGACGAAGACGAUCCCGCCUCCGAAAUAAUCGAUCUCACCUACCCAGACGGCGGCGGCGGCGGCGACGACAACAAUUAG
Messenger RNA from Syzygium oleosum, 612 nucleotides. RefSeq lists its product as uncharacterized. NCBI's taxonomy places the organism in Eukaryota, Viridiplantae, Streptophyta, Magnoliopsida, Myrtales, Myrtaceae. The transcript has a single exon. The record is from RefSeq and is a predicted model, not a curated record. The coding region runs from base 1 to 612 and encodes 203 amino acids.